Molecule: messenger RNA, 1308 nt
Organism: Suillus clintonianus
Lineage: Eukaryota; Fungi; Basidiomycota; Agaricomycetes; Boletales; Suillaceae
Exons: 5
Coding region: 1-1308 (435 amino acids)
Source: RefSeq, a predicted model, not a curated record
AUGACCGAGAGACCACUGCUCUGGAUUCUCAUCUUAGAGUGGCAGAAGGCCAGUGGGAUGCAGCGACGAGAUAUCUUCAAAGCGGCAGCAAGAGAGGCCAAACUCUUUGCUCCACAAAUGGACAAAGAGCUCUUGAAGCAACGAAAGUUGACGGCACGCCGGGUUAUAGAAGAGGAGCGCAAGGCCGACAUCCUACAGAAAAUCCGAGACGAAAUUGAGGACGAGACCGGGCGGAAGGCCGGGCAGAAAGAGGUACUCAAGAGGUAUCAACCAAUGAUGACAGCGGUCAUGAAAACUCUGGACAACGAUGAGUUGGAGCAGGCCCAGGCGAAGGCCGACGAGUGGACGAAUCAAGCGCCCGAUGCCACAGUCCAAGCCAAAACGGCCAAAAAGAAAGGUGAAAAGAUGGUCAAGCACUUCGCCAAGGAGAUGUUUACUCAGGCCGGGAUGAGAGUAUUUGUAUUGGGUACCUGGAAGGAUGAGAAGGGUGGCCUCCUUACAUCUGGGUUCGACUUCAACGAACAGCUCGGCAGGGGAAUCAGCUUCAUGAAAGAAAAGGACUGGCAGGUCAUCUUACCGGCAUGGGAAGAUUAUAUCGGUGAAGCAUUCGAUGUAGAUCAAGACCAGGAUGGGACGGUGAUCGGAGGCAUGCGUCGGGUCCCCAAACCACAAUAUGAGUUUGACGAGGACCGCAAGGGAUUGCCGAUAUUGCCCGACAUGGACGACCUCUCACUUGAGACCAAGAAGGGAAUGAUUAGGUCAUUCCUCACCACUUAUUAUAGGAAAUGUUGUGGAAAGCCGAAGGUUCCAGUCCCUUGGAGCGAUAUUCUAAAGGGACAGUCAAGAUUUAUCUCCAGCACAUACUUACUGGACGGUGUUCAGAUCAUGGAGCCAUCAAAAUUGAUUCGGCGAGAUGCUGACUCAUUGUUGGAACAUUGGUACGACCAACAGGAAAACCAGGUUGGACCAACAUUCCAGUUCAAAGGUUGGAUUGAUGACAAGGGGAAGAUACGCCUACCCGUCGGCGAGAGCUCUGAAUACUCAGAUGGUGAUGCCGACAACGAGAGUGUUCUCACAAGACCAACAAAGAAGUCAUCGGCCGCGGCUGUGCAUGCAUCGGCCGGCCUUGCCACACAUCGGCCGAGGUCUGCCAAGACAUCCUACGUCACUUCUGACAAUGACCGUGAUGAUGAAGGCCCUGGAACCACAAAUGCCGAUAUUUCCCCACUGCAGGGACAAGCAACAGGCAACCGCACAGACUUGGCGCAUGAAGGCCUGACAGAUUGCACCCAAGAGGGUCACUGUUGA